This is a messenger RNA of Protomyces lactucae-debilis, 1810 nucleotides long. Its product is annotated as S-adenosylmethionine decarboxylase. The coding region runs from base 233 to 1399 and encodes 388 amino acids. Gene Ontology annotation, cellular component: cytosol. Lineage: Eukaryota; Fungi; Ascomycota; Taphrinomycetes; Taphrinales; Protomycetaceae. Gene Ontology annotation, molecular function: adenosylmethionine decarboxylase activity. Gene Ontology annotation, biological process: spermidine biosynthetic process; spermine biosynthetic process. The record is from RefSeq and is a predicted model, not a curated record. The transcript has 2 exons.
CUCAAAUAGUGGAGUGAAGUUGGCUGCACGUGCCCAGGAUCUCGAAAUUUAUUUUUCUUCUGCCGCAGAUUCAAGCAAAGUCACAUCUACCGGCUGCCUCUGUGUCUCUGUCUGCUGAGAAAGUCUGUCGCCUAGUGUCUGCUUGAGACGGCUCUGCUCCCAGCUACAUUCCUAUAUGACCUUGAUCCGUGUCAGAGCCAGAUAACGCCGCCCAUAGAACGCCAAUCUGACAAUGACGCAAACGGAACCUACAAAGACCAUUGUCCAGGACUGGUCAGAGACUGGUUUCGAAGGACCGGAAAAGCUGCUUGAAGUAUGGUUUUGUGCAAGUCCAGACGACCUACCCUCGGCGUGCAAGCCGCAAGGUCUCAAGGUCGUGCCGCGUGAUGUCUGGGAGACCAUGCUCGACCAGGUCCAGUGCAAAGUCCUGUCUGUCAUUAAUGCGAUAGACAUUGAUGCCUACCUUCUCUCAGAAUCAUCCAUGUUUGUCUUUCCACACAAACUCAUCCUCAAAACGUGCGGCACAACGACCCUACUUGCGGGUCUACAAGCACUGCUUGAUAUUGCACGAGACCAUGCUGCUUUCCCACAAGACACUCAGCCCUGGCGUGUCUUUUACUCUCGCAAGAAUUACAUGUUUCCCGACGCACAAAAGGCACCACACAAGACUUGGCAAGAUGAGAUGAACUAUCUGGACCGGUUCUUUGAUGGUGGCAGUGCAUACCAGAUUGGCCCUAUGAAUGGUGAUCACUGGUUUCUCUACAUGUUUUCACAGGCACAGCAGCAAGUCCUCGAGAGUGGGGCAGCAAACGAGGAUGACUUUGAAGAUGAGACACUCGAAGUACUCAUGACGGAGUUGGAUGUGAACAAGGCUCAGCAAUUCUACAAGAGCACCAUUGCAGCGACAGAAGAGGACAUGAUGGCCGAUAUGAUGCAAUCCACCACGCUUACCAAGCACGAGGAGCAACACAAUGGCGCAAAUGGCGCACAUGACGAUUCCUCCGUCGGUCAUGUCUAUGGUACAAUCUGCUCCAAGCAAUCAGGUCUCCAGAAAAUAUGCUGCCGCAGACCAUCAAGCGUCAUGGACUCAUUUGUCUUUGACCCGCUCGGCUACUCUGCGAACAUGGUGGACGGUACGAGUUAUGCAACCAUCCACAUCACACCAGAGCAAGAAUGCUCAUAUGCGUCUUUUGAGACCAACAUGACCGGCGCAGUCAAAGACCUCAGUCGCGUCUUGGACGUUUUCCUGCCAGGCAAAUUCACAAUGACGCGCUUUGCAACACAGCGCGAUGAUGCCAAGACGACAAAGCUCAAGAUCGAAGGGUACCGCCGGUGCGACUUGAUUCAUUACGAGCUGGAUGGCUACUUUCUCGAAUUCCAAAAUUGGAAAAAGCUUUAGCGUCCCGGACGCUUUGCAUGUCGCGGCUCUUGCAAUCGGUGAAAACAACCAUUCGUCAAUCGUGAGACGCCUCUUCUCAGAAGUAUAACAAUGUCUCCUGACCACCAACAAUGGUCCUGUUGAUAUUCUUGGAGAUGUGAGGAUUGCCACUUCCUUUGUACCGACCUUACAAUGGCUCGGUAGGUACAAACAGCCCGGCCACAUCUUCAUCGAGCUCGCCUGCAAGUAGAUGAAAGAUGAGCCUGUUGUAUAAGUGUACCUUUUGUGAGGUUUGACAACUGGAAACAAAAGAUAUUAGACAGAUGGCAGCCUUGAGGCAGAUUAAAAAGAAAACUGAUAAAUCAUUAUCGUACGAAUAGACAGAUAUGAUGCGAAGCUGCAGCUUGCAACCAGUCUAAAAAAAUCAGGGGU